This is a messenger RNA of Penicillium daleae, 711 nucleotides long. RefSeq names its product DJ-1/PfpI family protein. The coding region runs from base 1 to 711 and encodes 236 amino acids. The record is from RefSeq and is a predicted model, not a curated record. NCBI's taxonomy places the organism in Eukaryota, Fungi, Ascomycota, Eurotiomycetes, Eurotiales, Aspergillaceae. The transcript has a single exon.
AUGGCUCCGAUCCACGUUGGCGCUCUGCUCUUCGAUUACCAGACGAUCGACGUUAUUGGACCUUGCGAUCUGCUCAAUUCCGCGAGUAAGAUGCUCAUGGAGGGUAUCAACCGCUAUACCCCCGUGGAUCCGGAACUUCUGGCAAAGGCACCCGACUUCGUCUUCCACCAUAUUGGAGAGACCCUGGAGCCGGUGCGCCAGCUUACGAGUUGUGUGACAAUCGUGCCUACGAUCGCAGUGGAUGACGUCCCGGAAUUGGACAUCCUCCUCGUCGGCGGGGAUAGCCCUGCAAGAUCCAAUCUCCCUCCAAAAUUGCAGGACCUCGUUCGCCGCCAUGCUGCUUCUGGAAAGUUACUCUUCACAACUUGCACCGGGUCCGCGGUUGUUGCAGCGACCGGCGUUCUAGACGGCAGGAAGGCUACAGUCAAUAACCUCGAGUACAAUUGGGUUAAGAAGAAGUACCCGAAUGUCCAGUGGACAAAGGAGAAGAAGUGGAUUAUUGAUGGUAAUAUUUGGACUGGGAGUGGAGCUGUGGCGGGGAUGGACAUGGUUGCACACUGGAUCAAAGAGACUUUUGGCCUGGACAUUCUUAUUCAAGCCGCAUUGUCGCUUGAUUUUGAACCAAGGGAUGUCGAUGGACUUUUCAACGUUCUGCCCCAGCGUUACGAUUUGACUGGAAACAAGAUUUCCACCCAUGUCUUCCCGGAGUAG